UUCAUUUACAAACUCACAAAGCAAGAAGAAACAUCAACAAGAAUAAAAAUCUUAUUAGAAAGCUGUAAAAACCAAACGUAGCCGUUAAUAAACUAAGUGAAAUAUAUAAAAAAAAGAUUUCAAGUGAUAAAAAUAAUAAACAGUGAAGCAAAUUAAACAUAUUUAAUAAUCAUAGUUUAUAGAAAUUAGUGUUUUCCAAUUAGUAUUAUUAAUAGUACUCAGUGAACCAGAGAAGAACUCAAAAUGAGAUUAUUAACAUUAUUGGCCGUGGUGGCCUUUGUUGGCCUCGCUCUUGGCGAAGACAAAAAGGAAAAAGACAAGGAUAUUGGAACCGUAAUUGGCAUUGAUUUGGGUACCACCUACUCAUGUGUUGGUGUUUAUAAGAAUGGCCGUGUAGAAAUUAUUGCCAACGAUCAAGGUAAUCGUAUCACACCCUCCUACGUGGCCUUUACUGCCGAUGGUGAACGUCUGAUUGGUGAUGCCGCCAAAAAUCAACUGACUACAAAUCCUGAGAAUACAGUUUUCGAUGCCAAACGUUUGAUUGGUCGCGAAUGGACCGAUACAAAUGUGCAACAUGACAUUAAAUACUUCCCCUUCAAGGUUGUGGAAAAGAACUCCAAGCCUCACAUCAGCGUUGACACCUCCCAAGGCAAGAAGGUCUUUGCCCCCGAAGAAAUCUCCGCCAUGGUCUUGUUGAAAAUGAAAGAAACUGCUGAGGCCUAUUUGGGCAAGAAGGUUACCCACGCUGUCGUUACCGUCCCCGCUUACUUCAAUGAUGCUCAACGUCAAGCCACUAAGGAUGCUGGCGUCAUUGCUGGUUUGAAUGUCAUGCGUAUCAUUAACGAACCCACUGCCGCUGCCAUUGCCUAUGGUUUGGACAAAAAGGAGGGUGAAAAGAAUGUUUUGGUAUUCGAUUUGGGUGGUGGUACCUUUGAUGUAUCAUUGCUGACCAUUGACAAUGGUGUCUUUGAAGUUGUUUCCACAAACGGUGAUACUCAUUUGGGUGGUGAAGAUUUCGAUCAACGUGUCAUGGAUCACUUCAUCAAACUGUACAAAAAGAAGAAGGGCAAGGAUAUCCGCAAAGACAACCGUGCCGUUCAGAAAUUGCGUCGUGAAGUUGAGAAGGCUAAGCGUGCUUUGUCCAGUGCCCAUCAAGUCCGCAUUGAAAUCGAAUCAUUCUUCGAAGGUGAUGACUUCUCUGAGACUUUAACUCGUGCCAAAUUCGAAGAAUUGAACAUGGACUUGUUCCGCUCCACCUUGAAACCCGUCCAAAAGGUCUUGGAAGAUGCCGACAUGAACAAAAAGGAUGUCCAUGAAAUUGUCUUGGUUGGUGGUUCGACUCGUAUCCCCAAGGUUCAGCAAUUAGUUAAAGACUUCUUCGGUGGUAAGGAACCUUCCCGCGGCAUUAAUCCCGAUGAAGCCGUUGCUUAUGGUGCUGCUGUACAAGCUGGUGUUCUCUCUGGUGAACAAGAUACUGACGCUAUUGUCUUGCUCGAUGUCAACCCCUUGACUAUGGGUAUUGAGACCGUUGGUGGUGUUAUGACCAAAUUGAUUCCACGCAACACCGUUAUUCCCACCAAGAAAUCACAAAUUUUCUCCACUGCCUCUGACAACCAACACACUGUCACCAUCCAAGUCUAUGAAGGUGAACGUCCCAUGACCAAGGAUAACCAUUUGUUGGGUAAAUUCGAUCUCACCGGCAUUCCUCCAGCUCCUCGUGGCAUCCCACAAAUUGAAGUCAGUUUUGAAAUCGAUGCUAACGGUAUCUUACAAGUAAGCGCUGAAGACAAGGGCACCGGUAACAAGGAAAAGAUUGUCAUCACCAACGACCAAAACCGCCUUACCCCUGAAGAUAUUGAACGUAUGAUUCACGAUGCUGAAAAAUUCGCCGAUGAGGACAAGAAACUCAAGGAGAAGGUCGAGACCCGAAAUGAAUUGGAAUCUUACGCCUACAGUCUCAAGAACCAAAUUGGUGACAAGGAAAAACUCGGUGCCAAAUUGAGCGAAGACGAAAAAGCCAAAAUGGAAGCAGCCAUCGAUGAAUCCAUCAAAUGGUUGGAAACAAAUGCCGAUGCUGAUCCCGAAGAAUACAAAAAGCAAAAGAAAGACUUGGAAGCCAUUGUGCAACCAAUCAUAGCAAAACUGUAUCAAGGCACUGGCGGCGUUCCUCCCACAGACAGUGAAGACAGCGACGACUUGAAGGAUGAACUGUAAAUCGUUCUCUCAGCGAUAUUAGGUUCUAGUUUUAGUUGUAGUUCGCAGUUUAGUUAAAAGAAACAAACAAAGCAGACUGAUACACGUUUAAAAAAACCCCUACAAAUUUGUGUUAAUACAAAAAUGAAAAUACACCACAAAAAAUAUUUAUUAUAAACACGUUUCUCUUCUUUUUUGUUUGAACAAAGUCUCCAAUCAGUUAACCCGAUCAGUUACACGAACUUUCCACUUGUUUCCCUAGAAAUAAUUAAUUUUUUAUUGUAAAAAGAUUUUUAAGAUUUUUGGUUAGAAACGCUUUCAUUUUACUAUUCUUAUUAUUUUUUUUUUUGUUUUGUUUUAGUUUUAUAAUCGUUCUUCAUUAGCAUCAAUAUUAUAAAGUUAGUUUUAUUUGAAAUUAUAGUUCUAUCCUAGAAUUCAGUUUAAAUUUUUAUUUAAAAAAAAUCCUUUUUUGUAAUAAGCUAAACAAAAAGCAUUAGGCGGGAAUUCUUCGAUUUUUAAGAAGAGUUGCCGGUUUAUUUAUUUCUCUUUUCCAAAACUAUGAAAUUACUUAAAACUUUUGUGAGAAAAGAAAAAGUAAAAUAAUAAUUACAAAAACACAAUAUAAA
Molecule: messenger RNA, 2819 nt
Organism: Stomoxys calcitrans (stable fly)
Lineage: Eukaryota; Metazoa; Arthropoda; Insecta; Diptera; Muscidae
Gene: Hsc70-3
Product: endoplasmic reticulum chaperone BiP
Exons: 3
Coding region: 244-2214 (656 amino acids)
Biological process (GO): protein refolding; cellular response to unfolded protein; endoplasmic reticulum unfolded protein response
Cellular component (GO): nucleus; endoplasmic reticulum chaperone complex; membrane
Molecular function (GO): heat shock protein binding; misfolded protein binding; ATP-dependent protein folding chaperone
Source: RefSeq, a predicted model, not a curated record